CCUCUGUCCCUGUUUGCUGUCCAGUUCCUGAAUGCGGUGGGAGAUCUGCUGGACCUGAUUCCAGCCCUGGUCCCUGGCACUGAGCCUCCUCUCGGACAUUUCAAAUUACCCGGAAUGGGCCACUGCUCUGCCCUCAUUAAGAUGCUCCCUGGGUUUGAGAACCUGCUGUUUUCCCACUCUAGCUGGUAUACAUACGCUGCCACCAUGCGCAUCUACAAGCACUGGGACUUCCACCUCAGUGAGCCCCACACUGCCACGGGCAAGCUGUCCUUCAGCAGCUACCCAGGCUUCCUGGUGUCUCUGGAUGACUUCUACCUCCUGGGCAGUGGCCUGAUGAUGACCCAGACCACCAACAACAUCUUCAACAAGUCCCUCUUCUCCCAGGUCACGCCCCACAGCCUGCUGGCCUGGCAGAGGGUGCGUCUGGCCCACACCCUGUCAUACACUGGGGAGCAGUGGGCCAAUACCUUCUCCAGAUACAACUCUGGCACCUAUAACAACCAGUACAUGAUAGUGGACAUGAGAAAAGUGACCCUGGGCCACAGUAUAGAGGAUGGGGCUCUGACAGUGGUGGAGCAGAUUCCUGGCCUGGUAGAGUUCUCUGACCAAACUCGGGCCCUGCGCAGGGGUUACUGGCCCUCGUAUAACGUGCCUUUCCACCCAAAGAUCUACACCCUGAGUGGCUAUGGGAAGAUGUGGGAGAAGUACGGGGAGGACUUCUCCUAUGACCUCUGCCCCCGGGCCAAGAUAUUUCGUCGGGACCAGGCUGAGGUUAAGGACCUGGACUCCCUCAAACACAUCAUGAGAUACAACGACUACAAAAAUGACCCCUACUCCAAGGGUGACCCAUGCAAGUCCAUCUGUUGCCGUAUUGCCUAUGACCUGAGAGAGAAAACCCCAAGCCCAGGAGGAUGCUAA
Molecule: messenger RNA, 918 nt
Organism: Salvelinus sp. IW2-2015
Lineage: Eukaryota; Metazoa; Chordata; Actinopteri; Salmoniformes; Salmonidae
Product: phospholipase B-like 1
Molecular function (GO): glycerophospholipase activity
Source: RefSeq, a predicted model, not a curated record